This is a messenger RNA of Caenorhabditis sp. 36 PRJEB53466, 811 nucleotides long. The record is from the annotation of a GenBank genome assembly. Lineage: Eukaryota; Metazoa; Nematoda; Chromadorea; Rhabditida; Rhabditidae.
AUGUGCAGUUGUCUGAACCUCGUGUGGCUCAAUGUCGACAAACUCAUCUUUAUCCAAUUCCCUCUUCACUAUUAUCAGAUUGUGAACCGAAAACGUCUUCUGUUUGUGUCUGCUGCCACGUGGGGAGGUCUCAUUGCCUUGAACAUUGGCCUCGUGAGCUUUUUGGAAGUUCAUGUAAGUUCGGAUUUUAGAGAGAGGAUAACAACAUGUUUUUUUGUUUCAGGGAAGCUGUCUGAUGACUAAACUGAACCCCUACGUGUAUCUUCUCAAUCCAAUAUUCUACGUCGUCAUGAUUAUCACUUCAUUUUCAUUGUCCGCUCUCAUCUACUGUAUCGCUCAUAACCUGACCCAACUGGAGGAGAGGCAACGAUCGGUACCCAUUUUCUACAGUAACCGAAUCAAUUUUCCAUUUUAUUUCAGAAACUCUUCCGUCGUCUCUUCUUCCUCUUCUCAAGUACCCUCUGGACGUUCUUCACAUGUCUUCCAUAUCGUCUUCUCUACUUGUUCAGCAACUUCUGCGGUUCCAUGUGCUACAAUUCAGCCUAUUUCUUCGCCACUACUCUCUUUUUCCGACUUUUGAUCGUCGGCAUCAUGAUCAACCCGAUCAUCACAAUUUGGACGCAAAGAGUGAGUGAUUAUUUAUUCUGAGAAUUGAAAGGAAAACCCAUUAACCUUGCAGUUCUAUCGGCUCCGUCUCAUGCGCGUGUUUGGUCGGCUCCGUGAGAAUAGCUCGACGGAGGUGUUGAUGGUGUCUAACCGACGUUCUUCGGAGCGACCACCCGAAAACACUCCGCUCCGAUGUGAUAUGUAG